AUGUAUAAUUGGACUACUGGAUUGUGUGAAACCGUUAGAAAUUCACCGGUAGAUGAUGUUUUUUGGAGGUUUUUGAUGUAAAUGCGUGUUUAUAUAUUCUAUUUGAUUAUUGAUCGUUAAAGAAGAAUUAAUUUUUUAUUAAGAUGCCGCGGAGUCGCGAUUUUAUUGAUGCGCAUUGGUUCUACAGCAGCUAUGAAGAUUCUGAAAGGUAUAUCGAAAAAUGUUGAUAAUGAUAAAUGAUCGUAGAAGCACGGAAUCAGCCGACGGAAAUUUUUGAGCCGCCACAUGAACCAGAAUCAACGGAAGAUUACCGCGGGCCGAGCAAUUCAAUAAGUUGCUUUCAAAUGUCAACGUUGGUUGUUUUUUGCUCACUGUUCAAGUGUUCUUUUUUAUAUGUGCCAAACUUUUUGCCCUUAUGUAAGUAGUUUCAACCGUUUCCGUGUCGAAGUCCCAACGUUUUUUAUUGAAAGUUGCCCAACCAUCUGCCUUGACACAAUGCGUUUUUCUUCUAUUUUUUUGCAAGUAGCGCUUAUAUCAAUAUGCAGGCGUAUCUUUAUUGUCUUGAAGAGUUUCUAUUAGAUUGAUCAAUACGGUUUCCGUUGACAGUGAUUUAGAUAGAGUCAAAUAUUUAUACGGGUCUUUUACGGCCAAAAGUUUUUUUGCUUCCUCGAAUAUCCUGUUACGUAUACAUAUCUUCAGUUUUUUGCUCGUUGUUUUGUUACUUAUGUCUAUCUGUUUCCAUUGAUGAUCCUGAUUGCUUUUAAUGUUUUCAAUUCGUUUCAAUAAAUUUGGAAACAGUUUCAAACGCGAUUAGAUGAGUUUACUGCGGAUGUGUUAACGAUUCGCAUUCAAUAAGGGUUUCUCUAUUUCCUCCCGGAGCUAUUUCAGAAAUUUUUCCGUGCCCCCCCCUAAAAGGGACCCCUAAAAAAAUUCGUAGGGGUCCCUAUAGGGUUUCAUUUAGGGACCCCUAUAGGGCCCCCUCCAAGGGGCCCUAAUUUAUCCCCUAUAGGGCUCCCUAAAACUUAUCCCAGUAACGCGAACGGGACGCGAAACGGACGUGUCGGGGCAUUUCUAGUGACCACUUUAGUAGCCUCAGAACUCUUAAGGGAUCCCUAGAAUCGCCCAGAAACGUCCGGAGCACAUCCGUUUCGCGUUACCAAUGUCCGAGUCGCCAUUUUUCGAAUUUUCGCUUUUUCAUCGUUUUCUUUUCGCUUUUCAAUUUUGUCUGUUGUUAAUGGCGUGUUCAUCGGGCAAAACGUAAAUUGCUUCAAAACGCAAAAAAUUUGCCCCUAACAAAAAUUAGUACUGUUUUGAAGCAACUUUGGCGCGCCGAUGAACACGAUUUUUCGUUUUGAAGCAUGUUCCUUUUCUCCGAUGAACACGCCAUAACAAAGUUCUUUUCGUCACAGAAAACUGCUAUUCAUGUAUAAUUUACUAAAUUUGAUUGCAAAAUGCUUUUCUGUAGAAGAAUGAUGAUUUUUACAGCUUUCGGAUAUGAAAUUGAUAUGUUGCGUUUCCUUUAUUAUCCGUGUUUGUUUUUUGUUUGUCUCAAUGAUUUUUUCAGAAAAGAAACCCCUGUUUGAUUGAACCCCGGUUUUUUACUGCCUUUAAACAGGCGUACUCGCUAAAAAGGAAGAGCUUAACUUCCGGUAUUUGUAAGACAUACUUCACGUAAAUUGACAAGAGAUUUAUCAUCAAGCGCUCUUUUUCACACCGCUUUGAUUCGUUUUUUUUUUCUUUCUAGGCUACUGAUAACGCAAAACGGACGUGCUGCGGACGUUUCUGAGCAAUUCUAAGGGUCAUUUAGGAAUGCUGACGCUACUAAAGUGGUCACUAGAAGAAAUAACCCAACACGUCCGACUCGCGUUACCAAUUUCCGGUUUUUCGCUCCUGUUUGGGAUUUGUUCAUUGCCUUUUCGAAGUGAUCCGCGAAAUUCAAAAUAUCGUUCAGACAGUUUGUGGAAAUUACUUAAACAUUAAACGCGGCGUUAUCUUAUCUCGUCAUAUUUCAUUCCUUUUUGAUUUUCUUUCAAUGCUUGAAAUCUUGUGAGUUCAAGAAUAUGACAAGAUAAAACGUCCGGACGUGUUGAAGCAUCCCCAGAAUUACUCAAAAACGUUCAGAGCGCUUUCGGUUUUCGUAACCGAGCUCUUAGACAGAGUUAUGCGAGGGCCGGAUUGUCAGCCUAACGGUUCAAUCAUUGUCUGAACCCGGGCCAGGCUGAGCGAAGCUUCAAGCAUAAACAAGCCCAAAAAAAGCUCAAGAUUUUUUUCCGAGCCGAACAUCAUCUUUUUUUUUUUUACAAAAAGUUAUAAAAUGUCUCUGAUAAUUUUUUAUACUUGAAAGUUCAAGAGAAACUAGGAAUUUGGAAAUUUGCGUUUUUUGGUGAGAAAUUCGAGUUUGGAUACAAUUUUUCAAAAAAUUUUUUUGAAGCCUUGCCUGGCUUCAAAAAAAAAAUUCGCGAAAAUUUUUCGAGCCAGGCGCACGAGUCCGGACCUGGGUACCGCAAAACGUAAGCGCCUCGGAGCCAAAGAAACGUCCAGGACGAGUUCGAUUAGCGUUACCGAGGUCCGAGUAAUUGAAGGCCAAAUCAAUGAAGCUUGCGCGGGCUCUGACCAAGCCAGGCUCCGAACAAAGUUUUUAAACUUCAUCAAAAACAUUUUCAUCCUAACUUGAAAUUUUUACCAAAAAAAAAUUACUUAUCACUUGUUUCAUUAAAGUCUAUCAAAAGUUAUGGAAUGUAUUGAGGGCGAUAGGUUGACAAUCUGAACCUCGCACAAGCCUGCUUUAAACAAUUAUUUCCAUGCCUUUGAGCCAUUGUGAAUUCACUGUUAUUCAUUUUCUCCUUUGCAAUUCAACACGGAAUAAAAAAAAACCCUCAGCUGCUUUUAAGAGCAUUGGGCUGGUACCUGUUUUUGUUUAACACGCCUCCCAGUUGAUCGACUACCGUCAGCCAUGGAUCGAGUUUGAAACCGUCGUCGCCACUUCGAGCAAGGAAGGCGGAUAUCUCGUCAUCGCUGUUGACUGA
This is a messenger RNA of Caenorhabditis auriculariae, 3026 nucleotides long. The record is from the annotation of a GenBank genome assembly. NCBI's taxonomy places the organism in Eukaryota, Metazoa, Nematoda, Chromadorea, Rhabditida, Rhabditidae.